Molecule: messenger RNA, 542 nt
Organism: Leptinotarsa decemlineata (Colorado potato beetle)
Lineage: Eukaryota; Metazoa; Arthropoda; Insecta; Coleoptera; Chrysomelidae
Gene: fabp
Product: fatty acid binding protein
Molecular function (GO): lipid binding
Source: RefSeq, a predicted model, not a curated record
AGAUUUUAGGUGGCAGUAGGCCGUGUGUCGGGUUCAAUAACAGUUGAAUACUACACGUUGUACCGCACAGUGGUUGCUAGAUUCUUAAGUCAGUGCUUCGACUGUUUGAAACGUUUAAAAUGGGUCUGGUCGAUUAUGUGGGCAAGAAAUACAAGCUGGCCACGAGUGAGAAGUUUGACGAGUACAUGAAAGCGUUGGGGGUGGGUCUCGUGACCAGGAAAAUGGGAAACGCCGUUUCUCCUGUUGUAGACCUCCAAAAGGACGGAGAAGAAUAUACCCUUAAUUCCAACUCCACUUUUAAGAACGUCGUGCUCAAAUUCACUCCCGGUAAGGAAUUCGACCAGGAAACUCCUGACGGUAGAAAGGUGAAGGCUGUCAUCACGGUGGAAGGCGACACGUUGAAAGAAGUUCAGACCAAUGCGGAUGGAACCAUCACCACCAUCGACCGAACGUUUUCGGCUGAUGAAAUCAAAAUGGUAAGAAAAAUAUGUCCAAGUGCGUUGAAUGAAAAGCUUUACAACAUGGAAACUAGUUGUUCGUGA